AUGGAAAGAAUCGAGGCAGAGGUCACGGACCGGGCAAACCUUGCUAAAGCCACGCUUAUGUGGCUGUCAAGGGCAAAAGAUCGCAUCACACUAUCGCAAGUCAUCGAAGUUUUGGCUGUAGAGAUUAACGAGUCACAGUUGGACUCCACGAACCUACACGAAGUUGAAGACAUCGUCGCCGCUUGCGCAGGAUUUGUCAUUGUCACGACAGAUAACUCGUACACUCACUUUCGCGAUGGUGACGGCCCCUGUCAUUAUUUCCAGCUCGCCCAUCAUACUAUCUCUGAGUUUCUCGAAAGAACACAGCAAACGUGGUUUCCAACGGCCGAUGCUCAGAUGGCCCAUACCUGUCUCGCCUAUCUCUUGUUUAAAGACUUCUGCGACGACUUUCCUCCUAGACUUCAACCAGCACGAACUCUAGCUCUGAGCGUUAAAUAUCCCUUUUAUAGGUACGCAGCCGAGAAUUGGGGAGUGCAUUGCCUCGAAGGGGCAGUACAACUGGACGAUAAAGUGUUCGAGUUCCUCGAAAGUGACAGCCGCCUAAUCGCAUCUUUGGACACGACUCGCAACCCCCGUCGAGUUGAAGAGGGUGACUACUUGCCUUACUCGAGCGGUCUCCAUGAAGCGAUAAAGUUUGGGCUGGAAGACACUGCUAUCGCUCUCAUACAGCGUGGCCAUGAUCCCACCAUGCAAAUCCACGAUUAUGAAAGGCCCUUGAUUUUGGCAGCUAGAGCAGGCCUAGAGACAGUGGUACGAAUGCUGCUCACCUUUCCCCAGGUCACAAAGACUAUCGAUGAAGAGAACCGUGACUUUCAGACCGCGUUUUUCGAGGCUUGUCGUGGUGGCAACGCAAACAUCAUAAAACUACUGCUGGACAGUGGUGCGGAUCCUGAGGCUUCUGGAAUGAGUUCAGAAUUUUCCGAUUCUCUUACGCCCUUGAUGCUGGCUGCCGUCCGUGGUGAUGAGUCUCUUGUUGCUACGCUACUUUCUCAUUCCCGCGUUAGACCGUUUGCUUAA
Molecule: messenger RNA, 1017 nt
Organism: Fusarium sp. VM40
Lineage: Eukaryota; Fungi; Ascomycota; Sordariomycetes; Hypocreales; Nectriaceae
Source: the annotation of a GenBank genome assembly